Messenger RNA from Parasteatoda tepidariorum (common house spider), 2855 nucleotides. Lineage: Eukaryota; Metazoa; Arthropoda; Arachnida; Araneae; Theridiidae. The record is from RefSeq and is a predicted model, not a curated record.
CUGAAAUUUUUUUUUCAUCAAUUGUGAUUUUGACAAUUUCAUUAGUUUUUCUAUUUGUGAUUAUUUAAAAAAUAAGUGAUAGUUUUGUGUGACCUACUACCUAAGAGGAUUUUUCCAAGUUUGUACAUGUUCAAGUCAAUUACUAUUGCAAAGAUGCUAACGGAGCGCUUACUUAAAUGUAUAUAUAUUUUCUUAAAAGUGUGGUGCAUUUUCAACAGUGGUUAUCUCUUUUGAGGUGUCCUCAUCUGUGAAGUUUAUUUUAGUUUCUAGUGUGCCACUGUGCAGUUAUCAUCAAUCAGAGUACCAAUGAGAAAAUUUUCCCCACAGCAGCGUUUCCAUCUUUGAUAACAAUGGCUGAUAUACCAUCAUAUACACCAGUUAACGAUUUGCAAUUUCUUCAUCAAGAUUUUGUAACUGUGCAUAGUGUAUCGACCCAUGUAGUAACUUGUGGAAGAUGGUUAGAUGAAGAAUUGCCUGACAAUGAUCCAGGUCGUUUUCUCAUUGUGUUUAUACCAGGUAACCCUGGUGCUCUUGAAUACUACAUUGAAUUUAUUAAAGCUCUGUAUGAAGGAGUACAACGUGCUAUUCCCAUUUGGGGUAUAUCACAUGCUGGACAUGUUAGUGCUCCACCCAGUUGUGCAGUUCCCAAACUUCAAGGAAAUGAAAGUUUAUAUUCUUUAGAAGGACAAAUUCAUCAUAAAAUGGCAUUUAUUAACACAUAUGUUCCACGUGAUCGCAAGCUUAUACUUAUUGGUCAUUCCAUUGGUUGUUACAUUGUACUUGAGCUAUUAAAAAGGUUACCCCAUUUACAGGUAAAUCGCUGCUUCUUAUUGUUUCCUACAAUUGAGAGAAUGUCUACUAGUCCACAAGGUCAAUGGGUCUGGCCAGUGCUGACUUACCUUCGUCUUCCAGCUAUCAUAAGUGUGCAUGCUUUAAGUUGCUUGAGUCCACAAAUGCAGUCUCGAAUCUUAGAGUGGUAUUUUAAAGAUCGUAAUGUUCCAGAAUGUGUGACAAAUGCAAGUCUUAAUCUUUUCCAGCCUGAUUGCGCGAAACUCUGCAUGUACAUGGCUCGGGAUGAACUUGAGAAUGUUACCACCUUAGAUGUUGACAACAUAAGAGAAAACUUACCUCGCAUUACAUUUUAUUACGGAUCAAAUGACAACUGGUGUCCUCAUUCUUAUUACCAAGACAUUAGGGAGCUUUUCCCUGAGGGUGAUAUAAGGCUGUGUAAAAACAAGUUUGAGCAUGCUUUUGUUUUAGAGAACAGUAAAGAAAUGGGAGCUUUAGUUUCUGGCUGGAUUUUGGAGGAAAUACUUGGGACUUCUAAAGAUGUUCAUAAAAACUCACUUUUAGUUUAAUGUAUAUGAUUUUUAUGUUAAUGACAGCUUUAAUCCAGUUUUCAAAGAUUUCAUUUUUAUUGUUGAAGAUAUUGUUGCAGUAGCACAAUUGUAUGGUAAUGCAAAGUUAGAUUUAUCUUAUUGUGUUAAAAUUUCUUUUUGUCGAUUUUAUAUUUUAUGCAUGUGUACUCGGAAAGCAUAGAACUAUAUAUAAAGUGUAUUAUUAAACCUGUUACUCUGAAUGUUAAAAUAAAAAAAUAUUAAAAUUUGUUAAAAUAAUAAUUUGAUCUCCUAUUUUCUAUGCAUGUAAUCUAUGGCUAUAAAUGUAUUUUCUUUUAUUUUAAAUGUUAGCUUUGUACUUGGACAAACAUGUCUCCUUGGAAAUGAAAUUUAUAUCUUUUUGUAUUACUUCUCUGACCAGUGAAAUCCGGGGAUAUUUAUUUAUGCCAUUGAUAAUCACCAUCUAUAUUUCAAAAUUACUUUAGUUUAAAAAUAAAUCAAUCAAAACCAUUGCUAUAAUCAAAACAGUUGAAAAAAAUUGUUUCUCAGGUAAACAAAAUAUUAUUUUAUUGGAUUAUUCCUUUAAAAUAAUAAAGUAGAUCAUGCUGAUAAUAUGAGGUAAGGUGCAUUGAGAUAUACAAAACUUAUCCUUGAUUUUACAAAGUCUUAUUUUUGCACUGUGUAAGUGUUAUAAAAAUGAAUAUAGUUAUAAUCUUCUAAGUAUGGAAACUAAGUGAAUAAAUAAUUUUAAAUUUCUCUUUCUUUUCUUUUUCAAUUUCAGUUAAGUCUGUCUGUUAUGUAAAUGUGGUGACAUGCAUAGUAAUGAAGUUAUAGGAAUGCCUCUUUCUCCUUAGCUAUGCUAAUAAAAAAUGUUUAGAAAAAGUUAUUAUUAAACUCAAUACUUAAAUCACAAUAAACAUUCUUAAUGUUUUGAAUGUUUAAUGUUUUAUUGUUUUUUUUCAAGUGAAGGUUUUUUUAAAAAAUGAUCUAUACAAUUUGUUCUUAUACCCAUUAAAGUUAAAAAAUUUUCUGAAUCUUUUAACAAACUUAUUAGUGAACAAAACAUGCAUAAUUUUUUGAUUGAUUAUUGCUAGGAUAGUAAGUAUAAAACGUAUUAGCUAUUAAAUGUCUAUUAAAAUCAUCAGAACUAUAUUUCUAUCUCUUAACUUCUGGUUACCUACAAGCUAGGAAUUCUUACUUCUAAAAAUACAUAUGCUGGAUUGUACCAAAGUAUGUAUUCUAAAAAAAUAGAUAUUGAUUUUUUCAAUUAGAUUGGAUAAAACAUAAUUAAAUAUAGUGUCUAUUCAUCAAUGUAAAAACCAUUUGUUUGUAUAGUGAGAUUGUUUAUGUGCUGCUUUUUUUAAUAUUAAAUAUUUAUUCUAUAUAACUAUAUGUUGUUAAUGUAAUAAAGGUAUGUUUAAUUUUCAACAAAACUUUUCCUCGUAAUUUGACCAAAUAUAUUGUAAAUGUCGCAAUAUUUUAUUGAGCAUAAAUGAGCUACACUAAUGCACAUAAAUA